Entelurus aequoreus (snake pipefish) is the source of this 3963-nucleotide messenger RNA. Its product is annotated as B-cell receptor CD22-like. The record is from RefSeq and is a predicted model, not a curated record. Lineage: Eukaryota; Metazoa; Chordata; Actinopteri; Syngnathiformes; Syngnathidae. The transcript is spliced from 10 exons. Bases 11 to 1990 code for a protein of 659 amino acids.
UUACUCCAAUAUGAGUCUGAAGACAGGGUUUGUGGUCCUCCUUCUCUGCAUGCCAGGGCUGCUCAGUGCUGAGUGGGGGGGGACCUACACUGAGAAGGAGAUCUGUGCAAUUAAAGGAUCCACUGUGAAGCUUCAGUGCUCCUUUAAGUUCCCGCCCACAGAAGACGGGCGUGAGAUCAAGGUCAAGGAAACAUUUUGGUUCAACAAAGAUUCAAAUGAAGAUCUAAGAUUGGACCCUCAGUACUUUGGUAGGAUACAGUCUGAGUGUCAUGGCAACAUCUGCAGUCUGACCAUCGCAGACGUGAGACGGAGUGACGAGUACACGUUCAGAUUCACAACUAACCAUUCCAGAGGAGACUUCAUCGUCACGCCUGGUGUCAAAGUGACCGUCACUGAUCUGAAAGUACAAGUGCCCUCAAGUCCCAAUGUUAUUGGGAAAACUCAUUGGUAUGAUCUGAAGUGUGUCAGCACCACUUGCAGUCCUUGGUCUUCUUCUUCAUAUGUCUGGUAUAAGAAUGGAGAGGAAAUCCAAAAUGAAAAGUCCCAAGUGUACACAGUCAAACAUGAGUACAAAGGCAGUUACUCCUGUGCUGUAAGAGGACACGAGCAAGCUGCGUCUCCUCCAAAAUGUGUGGUGUACAUGUCAUGUAACAAGGUGGUUUACUCCAAGAGACACAUCUGUGCCAUCCAAGGAUCAUCAGUGGACAUUAAAUGUGAAUACACGAGCUAUGAAUAUACCCAGACACAAUUCUGGUACCGUACGGAUUCUAGUCACUGGAGGAAUCCCUCCAUGACUGAAGAUCUCUGGUCAGACCCUCAGUAUGAAGGUCGUGUUGAGUUACCUUCAGAGACUUCUGGAAAAAGCACACUGACAAUAAAAGAUGUGAGCCAGAAUGAUUCUGCUGAGUACCGCUUCAAAUUCACCACUUAUGAAGGUUUUGAAUGGAGGAGUAUUUUACCUGGAAGCACCUUGACAGUAGCAGCUGUGCAGGUGCAGGUGAUGUCAGUCACAGUUGAAGAUUCUCACCUUGUUGCACAAAUGUUGUGUCACACAAGCUGCCUUCCGGAAGCUCCUUUGUCUUUUGUGUGGCGGAAGAAUGGAAAGUAUAUAACGAAUGGAACCAAAGUAGAAGUCACCUUGUCACCUGGAGACUACAUCACCUGUACUGCACAACAACAUCAACAUAUCAGCAUCUCUCCUCACCUGUAUGUUCUGAAAAGACCUUCAGUGUCUCUGAGUCAUACUGGUGACAUAUUGGAGGGUCGUCCACUGACACUGACCUGCUACAUCGAUGUCCCAGCAACAGUUGAUUACUGCUGGUACAAGAAGAAGAAGAAUGUGUCUUCAGAUGAUGAAGUCCUCAGAAAAGGUCGACAACUGGUCUUCAAGUCCAUCAAGUCUUCAGACUCAGCAGAGUAUUGGUGUACUGUGGAGAACCAGCUGGGGAAGAAGACAUCAGAACCCGUCUUCAUUGAUGUCCAAUAUCCUCCCAGGUCGUCUUCUAUGUCUGUCCAUGAGGGACAGUUCGGGACUCUGACCUGCAGCAGCGAUGCUAACCCGGCCGCCAGCUACACCUGGUACAAGGAGAACAUGUCGUCUCCUCUGGCAUCAGGUCAGACGCUGACCAUCAAAGACAUCAGUCCAGGUCAGACCCUGACCAUCAAAGACAUCAGUCCAGCUCAGAGGCUCACCAUCAGGAACAUCACAGAGCACGGUGGCCAUGAUUAUUACUGUGAGGCCAACAACAGCAGGGGGCGCCACAUCAUUGGUGUGCACGUGAGCGUGAAUGGAAUGUCCUGUAGAACGAUAAACAUCAUCAGGCUGUUCUGUUCUGCUGUUGUGUUCGUGGGCAUCCUGAUCAUCCUGACUCUGCACUUCAGGACGACAACGUCUCCCUCGUCCACCGCAGAUCCAAAUGAGCUCGUCCAGACUGCAGAGCAGCUGGACCAUGGCGUCUAUGAGAACAUUCAAGCAGAAGACGCGCUGUGACGGCCAUCUUGACCAUGAACAACAAAGUUGUUUUAAAAUAUUCAUAUUUUCACUUCCUGUGUUGGAAUGUCUAUCACUGAGAGAAAAUAAUACAAAUACUUUACUUAUGCACAGACAAAGGAACAGAGGAUAACCCUCCGACCCUCCGAGCGUGGCGUUAUAAUUGAUAAUAUAAUUGACAGUUGUGGUCUUACACAAAUACAUGAACCCACACAUCGCAACGGUAAUACGAUUGAUCUGGUUCUAGUCCGGGGUGUUGCCACUUUUAAAGUUGUUGUACUCCUGUGCUCCAAAGUCAUGCCCGAUCCCUACCUCAUAAAAUUUGAAGUUCUGACCCAUUGUCAAUAUUCUGAUAAUAACCAAUGCUUUAGCAGUCGUAGCAUUAAUGUUGCUAAAACCACGACUCACUCUGGCACUCGUUAAUGGCAGCAUUCCAAAAUGAUGUGGACUCUAUCGAUAGCCUUACCAACGACUUUAAUGUUGACUUUAAUGCCAUUGAUAGUAUAGCACCGCUAAAACUGAAAAAGGCCCCUAAGAGGCACACCCCCUGGUUCACGGAAGAAACCAGGACGUAUCUUUUUUCACUCUGACCGUAACUUAGGUACAAGCUGGCUCACUAGAUUCCACACUUUCUGCUUUUUCUAUUGUGGAUCACGAUUUGUAUUUUGUAUUAUAUCCUCUUGAAAAUGAGAGUCGAGAACGCGAAAUGGACAUUCACAGUGAUUUUUAUCUACAUGACAAUACAUCAGUGAAGCACUAUAGCUACGGAGCUAACGUGAUAGCAUCGUGCUUAAAUGCAGAUAGAAACAAAAGAAAUAAGCCCCUGACUGGAAGGAUAGACAGAAGAUCAACAAUACUACUAUCAGGAGACACGGAACCAAACACUGGACAUGUAACUACACGGUUAAUGCUGUGCCGCCUGUCGAAGCCUAGCAAUGCUGUUGCUAACGACGCCAUUGAAGCUAACUUAGCUAUGGGACCUCGUCAGAGCUAUGAUAAAAACAUUAGCGCUCCACGUACGCCAGCCCUUAUCUGCUCAACAACACCCGUGCUCACCUGCGUUCCAGCGAUCGACGGCGUGACGAAGGACUUCACCCGAUCAUCGAUGCGGUCGGCGGCUAGCGUCGGAUAGCGCGUCUGCUAUCCAAGUCAAAGUCCUCCUGGUUGUGUUGCUGUAGCCAGCCGCUAAUACACCGAUCCCACCUACAGCUUUCUUCUUUGCAGUCUCCAUUGUUCAUUAAACAAAUUGCAAAAGAUUCACCAACACAGAUGUCCAGAAUACUGUGGAAUUUUGCGAUGAAAACAGAGCUGUUUGUAUUGUGAUACAAUGUGUCCCAAUACUUCUGUUUCAACGAUUGACGUCACGCGCAUACGUCAUCAUACAUAGACCUUUUCAACCGGAAGUUUAGCGGGAAAUUUAAAAUGGCACUUUAUAAGUUAACCCGGCCGUAUUGGCAUGUGUUGCAAUGCUAAGAUUUCAUCAUUGAUAUAUAAACUAUCAGACUGCGUGGUCGCUAGUAGUGGCUUUCAGUAGGCCUUUAAACUCAGAACCCGCAGUUCAAAUGUAAAAAAAAAUCUGACUGGAAAGUAUUUGUUUGGUUAAAUUAGGUUAAAAGUAGAGUUGAGCAAUAUGGUAAGAAAAACAUAUUAAGAUACAUCGUAUGUAUAUGAAUGAAAUCACUAUUUUGUCAUGUUUUAAUGUUAAAUUGUUAGAAGUGAGAUGAAAAGAUGAAAAGGAGAAAAAUAUAUCAAUUGUAAACAUGUUUUGGUCGGUUACCAGAGAGUGAGUGCCUGUGUUCAUGCAACCAACCUUGCUUUGCAUCUUCUGCUUGCUUUCCACGAAGAAGAAGAAAAAAAAAUAAUGGCCAAACGUUUUAUGGAAGCUUUUUUUUGUGUGACAUUGAUUACAUGUCUAUCGUAAUAUACUGUAUGUAGAUGUUGUUUAAAUUGUUUUAAAUAAAUGAUCAGUAUUG